AUGGCGGAGGAGCCAUCAUCUAUGCCCGCCGAGAAGGAGGCGGCUGAGUCGGUCGAGGCUCCUGCAGCGCCCGAGGCGCCACCAGCCCCCGCCGACUCAGCAGAAGCCCCUGCGCCCACCGAGCCGACAUCGGAGGAGCCCAAGCCAUACCAGGUCUCACGUGACGUGGAUGGCACCCUGCGCCGCACGGACCCGGACACAGGGGAUGUGGAGCUCUACACCAGCAUCGAGGGCAUUCUCAAGGCCGUGCCUUCCCUCAACUGGGACCUGGCAGCGGCCUGGAGUCGGCUGCCCAUCGUGCGGGUGCAUCUUUUCAUCGACCGCAGCAGCUACGAACGCGCGGGGGUGGCCCGGUCCUAUGCCAGCAAGGACUUCCAGCCCGAAGGGGUUGACUUGAUCUCCGCCAUCACAUGGUGGCGCCGCCGUGUGCGAGAGGAGGGGAAAGGCUUCGCUGUCUUUGAAGGUGGCUUCGACUCUUCUGGGGCCUGCGUCACGGGUCCUCCAUACUUCAAGCUGGACGGAUCAAAUGGCAGCGUGGACGCGGACGACAUGGACGCCAUCCAAAGGAAGCGCGAGAUCCAUGAGAAGCGGCGGAAGCUCGAGCAAAGGUGGGCUGCCAAAGGCACCACUGAUGCUGUGCUGCUGAAGAUCAAACAGGCAGACGCGCAUCGUCUCCAUCGCAAGGCGCAGGGAGAAGAAUAUCACUACCGCAAGGGCUGGGUCUCCACCCUGGCAGCACAGGCCACGCCCCGCUCCCCGCGGCAGCGCGGGGGCCUGAAGUUGCCAGCCUUGCGAUAG
Messenger RNA from Symbiodinium natans, 798 nucleotides. NCBI's taxonomy places the organism in Eukaryota, Dinophyceae, Suessiales, Symbiodiniaceae. The record is from the annotation of a GenBank genome assembly.